CGGGGUGGUGGCUCCGCUGCCCACUGAUCGUGCCCGCUGCCCGCCCGCAGCCGCAGAACGAGCACAUCGAACUGCACCACAAGCGCUACGGGCGCCGCCUCGACUACCAUGAGCGCCGCAGGAAGGAGGGCCGGGAGGUGCACGAGUGCUCCAGGAAGGCCAAGAUGAUGAUUGGGCUGAAGGCCAAGCUCUACCACAAGCAGUGGCAUGCUGAGAAGAUACAGGUGAAGAAGACAUGAUCUUUCUUUUCUUGCAGCCUUAAAAUGCACAAAAAGAGAAACACAAAGGAAAAGAAUGAUGAGAAAACACCUAAAGGAGCCAAGGCACAUAUGACACAUCCUGAACUUAAAGCUACUUUUUGCCUACCUAUCCUUGGUGUAAAGAAGAAUCCUUCUUCUCCUUUAUAUACAGCACUGGGUGUAAUUACCAAAGGCACCGUCAUUGAGGUGAACGUGAGCGAGCUUGGCCUCGUGACUCAGGGAGGCAAAGUAAUCUGGGGUAAAUAGCCAAGCUAGCUGUACUGCAGAGCGGGUUUUAAAAUUCUAACAGUACAGGCAGAGAUUUAAGCUGCAUCCUAUAAAUUGUCAGCAUUGAUCCAUUCUUAAAUAUUAGUUUGGGGCUGUAGUGGAAGCAACCAUUUGCCAGCUAUAGAAAUGCAAGCUGCAAAUUUUAAUCUUUAGGCUUUUGCUUCACAU
Messenger RNA from Tinamus guttatus (white-throated tinamou), 695 nucleotides. The record is from RefSeq and is a predicted model, not a curated record. Lineage: Eukaryota; Metazoa; Chordata; Aves; Tinamiformes; Tinamidae.